Messenger RNA from Micropterus dolomieu (smallmouth bass), 1172 nucleotides. RefSeq names its product family with sequence similarity 204 member A (gene fam204a). NCBI's taxonomy places the organism in Eukaryota, Metazoa, Chordata, Actinopteri, Centrarchiformes, Centrarchidae. Bases 135 to 839 code for a protein of 234 amino acids. The transcript has 7 exons. The record is from RefSeq and is a predicted model, not a curated record.
UGAAACGUCACAAUGUUUACCCGGAAAUGAGAGCUAGCCCCAACAACUGCUCAGAUUUUAUAAUUUACCUAUUUCUGACGGUUUUUAGUCUAGUGAAAAGAUAAAUUAUCGUAUAAUCUGACUACUGACACGGAAUGUACAGCGGACUCCUGCCCGAAGGUUUAACGGAAGACGACCUCAGUCCAGAUGACGAGGAGGAUGAGCAGGAGAAGUGUGAGACCUCAGCUGAAAAGUUGAGCUCUGCCGGGGAAAACACGGGCUCACUUGUGGAGGCACAGUCGGUUCACGCUGCCAGCGAUGCAGACAUUGAGUCCCCGUCAUACAGUAUGCCUGGUAUAUCCCAGGAAAUGUGGCAAAAAUUCCAGGAUCUACGGAAGAAAAGUGACGAAAUUAAGACAAUGAAGGUCCCCAGAAGAAGAAAAAGAAGACGACACAAGAAAGUUGGAAGUGGAACAGAAAGUGAGGAACCUACAGAGAAAAGCAGAGAGCGUCAGGAGGAGCGGGAGAAGCACUGGGAUGAGCUUAAGCAGUAUUUUGGUGUAAAUGAUCGAUUUCACCCCCCUGCAUGUUCCAAACCCCCUCCGAAGUCCGGCCUAGAAAAGAGCAUAGAGAGGGCCAUAGCUGAAGGGGACAUUGCAAAGGCGGAGGAAUUGAGCGACAGACUCGCCACUCGAGAGCUGGCUGUGAACAUUGCUCAAGCCGCUGAUUGCCGUGACUUUGUGCAACGCAAACAGGAAGAGGAAGCUUUGAGGGCAGCGCAGAAAAGGACGAAGGAAAUAGCCUGGGGGUUUGAGGCGAAAAAACGAUGGGAAACCAAAAGCAAUAUGGGCUUCAUGUGACAAACGCAGAGGAAAAGGAGAAAGACUCUGAUUUUAUUUAAAGUUAAUUUGAUAAAAGUAGUGUUUUUUAUGGCAGACUGAUCCUGUUUCUUUUCAUUCACUUUGUAUAUUUUGAAGACUUCACAACAGCAGAGUUUAAGGGGAGGAAGUCACACAGUUGGCUGUGAAAAAAACCAAUCCACAGAGUACAAGAGAGAGAAAAAAUUAUGGAGCAUUGACGUUAAUUCCUAAGGCGCCCACUGGUGUCUGCAUUGUGUUAUUUUUCAUUACAUUUCAGAGAUUUGAGCGUUCUGGCCUCCCCCCCCUCUUUCAAAUUAAAUCUGGUGUACAUUA